GAAUGAACCCAGAGGUCGAACUUCACCUGCAAAGAAACUUCGCAUGGGCAAAACUACCAGCUAGCGUUAAACUCUCGUUCGGAAACAGCCACAAGGAAUGGGAGAAGGCCGUGGUCGAAUAUAAUGUCAAGAACCAGCGCCGAUGGAAAGGUAGCGUUGUACGUCAGGUCUUGAAAGAUGAGAAGAAAUAUUAUCAGGACCUGAUAGAAUACAGCAGGGCACAUCUCAUGUUGUAUCCCUAUCAUUUGAGCGAUGUUAUGGUGAAGGGGCUGCGUGUCACCCCGUUUGUCUACUAUACUAAAAUGAUGGAAACUAUCAUGGAGCAGGAGCGUAGUUAUGACUCGUUGCCCAACUUCACAGCUGCAGACUGCCUGCGAUUGCUGGGGAUUGGAAGGAAUCAGUAUAUAGACAUGAUGAAUCAGAGUAGAAAUAGGAGAUUCUUUAGGCGCCGCCCUGCUUCAGUGCUUCUACCUGUAAAACCCGUAGCUUUGCCUAUAAUUGAACCCUAUUGGACAAUACACAUAGGUUUAGUCACUGAGGAUGAUAUCAGAGCCUGCAACCCCACGGAAAAAUCGGUUAUAGAUACGCUGAUUGACACUGGAGGAUCAAAAGUGGGUGUUCUAGAUAAGGAUACUUGUUUGAGUCUCUACAGUCGAGGACUUGUGUACAUGUGUGUUCCAGUCAUGGACUCUGAUCUCAUCAUAGUUCCUCCUUUGGAGAACUUCGUCAUGAAUAGAGUUAUGGGAGAUUACUUUGAGAAUCUGCUCUACAAGAUCUUUGUAUCAAUAGAUGAGCACACUAAAGUUGGAGACCUGGCAGCAGUGUUAGAGGUUGAUGUUGAACUUGUUAAAAAUGCCAUCAGCAUGUACAUUAGACUUGGUUUCGCGAAAAAGAAGAGCAAAGAACAAAUGGAUAUGCAUGAAUCGUGGGGCUCUGUAGUCAAAAACACCAUCUCUGAAGACAUGUCCUCAUUUGCAGCACCGCUGGAACGACUAGAGAGUGAUGAGCUAUUUGAUUCUAAAGAACCUCCAGUCGUUGAUAAGAUCGCCCUGCUGAAACAACCGUCAGAGGAAGGAUACUCUAAACGCAUCGCUUUUCUGUUUGAUUCCACCCUCACCGCAUUUUUAAUGAUGGGUAACUUGUCUCCUGGUCUCAAGACUCACGCAGUAACCAUGUUUGAAGUGGGCAAACUAUCUGACGAAUCUUUAGACUCCUUUAUCGCAGAGCUCGAUAAAGUCACUGACACAGCCGAGGGCGAAGCAAAACGGUACUUUGACCACGCAUUCACGCUCCGAGACACUAUCCAGUUCCUCCGGUACAACGCAGCUAUAGACCCAGCUGGGGUUGGGGCUGGCGUAGACUUGCUUCGCUGUGAGAGUCUGAACAGUCUGGACGCGUCCACCUGCUCCCGGGUUCUUAACAAGAACUACAACCUGCUAAUCUCCAUGGCCCCACUUAGUAACGAGGUGAGGACGGUGAGCAGCAGCUCCCCCUACCACAUUGGACCCCCUGUUCCUGAAGUAAACAGUGUCUGGCUCAAGAUGUGGAUGUACCACAUAACGGGGUGUGGGCCUGUUUCCUUUCUCCUCGCUAAAGGAACUAGACUUCUUCACCUCCCUCCUGAACUCUAUCCUUAUGAUCGACUGAUGAUCACGACCUGGGGACAUGAGAGUACUAUUGUGAACACCAGCAAUGUGCUGAUGGCGCUCAAUGAAGCUCUGUCUCACUCUGCUGUUCUACUUCAAGCUUACAGUAAGAGAAAUGAAGCAGAAAUUGUGUAUGUCACCUUCCCGUUCGAUAAAAGUGACGUUAACAACACCGAAAAUGUUGAGGGAGAUAAUGUUGAGGGAGAUGAAAGUAAAAAACUAGAUUUGGUGGAUCACCCGGCACUUGUAAAACUGAGCAGCUGUGUAGACUUUGAUCACUCCUGUGGCUAUGUUACCUUCAUAAGCAGCUCUAAACAGUUCAGCGAGAGACAGGAUGAGUCACCUCCUAUCUGCAGUACUAAUGUCCACAUAGACUCGUUUGACGACUGGAAACUGCUGGACAUGUAUUUUGGAGUCCCGCUCUUCAGUUCUGAGGUAAACAAGCACACUUGUGAUUUGUUACUGUCCCGAAAACUGUGCACAGAAAAGAGUCUGAUAGCCUUGACAGACAGUCACAGGCAACUUGUUCUGUACCUGUUAGACUUUAUAUCAGAAUACCAACUUGUACCUCUAGCAGAGGAUGAUUACAGCGGCCCGGGGGAGGUCAAAUCUUUUGUUUGUCAGCAAAUGCCCGGCAUUAAUCUCCCUCCAGUUCCUUAUCCCACCAGAAACCUAAUGUUCUCCACUAAUAGCCUGACCGAGAUUACUGUUUAAUGAUUUUAAAUUUUGGAUAAAUAUAUCGCCUUUUAAAUUCCAUUUUAUGUUUUAUUUGACAUUUAAAUUUUCGACAGUACCUUAAAUUCUCUGUAGACUGCUGAUAUAUAUAAUGUUCAAUUUGUACAAUUUGUGGGAUCUCAGUAUUCUCUAAUUAUUUUCGUUUGCAUGUAUAAUCAAUUCGAUAGUUUCGUGAAUUAAAUAUAAUUUUAUGAUUUAUUUUGUAAAUUUUGCAAGAUUUUGUUUAUACAGGAGCACAGGUGCCCAA
Molecule: messenger RNA, 2628 nt
Organism: Bolinopsis microptera
Lineage: Eukaryota; Metazoa; Ctenophora; Tentaculata; Lobata; Bolinopsidae
Product: protein FAM91A1-like
Exons: 1
Coding region: 3-2360 (785 amino acids)
Source: RefSeq, a predicted model, not a curated record